Messenger RNA from Botrytis sinoallii, 1200 nucleotides. RefSeq lists its product as uncharacterized. The record is from RefSeq and is a predicted model, not a curated record. NCBI's taxonomy places the organism in Eukaryota, Fungi, Ascomycota, Leotiomycetes, Helotiales, Sclerotiniaceae. The transcript has 2 exons. Bases 1 to 1200 code for a protein of 399 amino acids.
AUGGAAGGUUUAGGAGCAGCUGCAAAUAUCAUCGCUGUAAUCGAGCUCUCUGCGAAAAUUGCAUCGAUUUGUUUACAAUAUUCUCAUGCCGUUAAGAAAGCCAAAGCCGACAUUGAACGUCUGCAAGGGGAGCUAGAUAGAUUGAAGAUCACGCUUGAAGGCGCACAACAGCUUCUUAUGAGCCCAAAUUCCAAUAGGCUCCACACUUCGCAGCGUUUACAUGAUGGACUCCGCAUCUGCGACUUUCAGCUAAAAAGGCUAGAAACAAGGCUUGAAGAAAAUCUCAACAUUGGGAAACGGAAUAAGGUAAUGAGCCGAUUUGGAAUUCGUUCGCUAAAGUGGCCUUUUGAGAGCACAGAGGUCAACGCAACUAUCACAACCUUCAAAAACUAUCGGGAUGAACUUUCCGCUGCUCUCAGUAUCGACCAGACUACAGAGAUUCUUGAUAUAGGUCAGAAAUUCGUCCUUUCCAAAUUACCAACCGCGGGGGACGCAGCUUUUGGCUCGUACGCCGAUCAGUAUGAUGCACAAUGUCAUCCAGAAACUCGAGUAGCUCUUCUCCAGAACAUAAUGACAUGGGCGGAGGAUUCUCAAAGCAAAUGUGUCUUUUGGCUUAACGGUAUGGCAGGUACGGGAAAGUCUACAAUAUCACGCACAGUAACCCAAUCAUUUACCGAAAAGGGGGUUCUUGGCGGUAGCUUCUUCUUCAAAAGAGGCGAGGGAAACCGUAGCAACGCAGCUCUACUGUUCACAACUAUUGCUGCACAACUCGUUACCAAAGAGCCUAUUUUGGCAACAUGCAUUAGAGAUGCUAUCGAUAACAAUCCUGAUCUUCCUAGAAAGGCCUUGGAGAAGCAGUUCGAGAAGCUUAUUUUGGAGCCUUUAACAAUUUUGAAUAAUGAUGCCAAAAAAUCGAAGAAGAUUGUACUUGUGAUUGAUGCUCUUGAUGAAUGCGAGCAAGAAAAGGAUAUCAAAGUUAUCAUUAGCUUGUUAUCGCAAGCAAGAAUGUUGAAGUCGGUACAAUUGAGGACUUUUGUGAUAAGCAGACCUAAGCUGCCGAUUCGGCUUGGCUUCAAUAAUAUUGAAGGGCACUAUCAGGAUCUAUUGCUACACCAAAUACCAGUAUCAAUAAUCGAGCAUGAUAUUACAGCUUUUCUAUGGUAUAAUCUAUCAAGAAUUAGAAAUAAAUACAACAAUUAG